This is a messenger RNA of Cladophialophora psammophila CBS 110553, 1737 nucleotides long. RefSeq lists its product as uncharacterized. Bases 1 to 1737 code for a protein of 578 amino acids. Gene Ontology annotation, biological process: protein folding. Gene Ontology annotation, molecular function: ATP-dependent protein folding chaperone; ATP binding. The transcript has a single exon. Gene Ontology annotation, cellular component: cytosol; nucleus. The record is from RefSeq and is a predicted model, not a curated record. NCBI's taxonomy places the organism in Eukaryota, Fungi, Ascomycota, Eurotiomycetes, Chaetothyriales, Herpotrichiellaceae.
AUGAGUGACGAAACAAACGGGUUGGUACCCCAAGGGUCGCCCGAACACUAUGCCAUUGGUAUCUCCUUCGGAAAUUCGUACAGCUCAAUCGCGCAUAUAUCAGGAGAAGGCAAAGUUGAGGUCAUUGCAAACGAAGAGGGAGAUCGGCAGAUCCCAUCUAUUCUGUCUUAUAUCGAAGGAGAAGAGUUUCACGGCACGCAGGCAAAGGCGCAGUUGGUCCGGAACAGCAAGAACACAGUUGCUUUUUUCAGGGACUUUAUAGGCAAAGACUACAAGUCCAUUGAUCCAACACCUUGCCAUGGCUCCGCUCAUCCCAUCGAGGAAAAUGGCGAGAUCUGCUUUGCCGUUCGAGACACCGCAGACAGCGAAACAGAAAACAAGGUUCCGGUUUUGGAGGUUGCUGCGCGGCAUUUGCGGCGGUUGAAGAAUUCGGCGUCCGACUUCACCGGCAAGACUAUCACGUCAGCUGUGGUCGCUGUGCCAACAGACACCAAUGACGAACAAAAGGCCGCCUUGACGAAGGCCGCCGCAAAUAUCCAGGUGGAAAUCCUCCAAUUCAUGCCUGAACCGAUUGCAGCCCUUCUUGCAUACGAUUCGCGGUCUCCAGAUGCUACCGCGGACAAAAAUGUUCUUGUCGUAGACUUUGGUGGAAACCGAUCUGAUGUCGCCGUGGUAGCGUCAAGAGGAGGCAUGUACAGCAUUCUGGCCACUGCACACGAUUAUGAAUUGGGCGGCACCCAGUUGGACCAAGUGUUGGUGGACCAUUUUGCCAAAGAAUUCGACAAAAAGCACAAGACCGACCCACGUAAGAAUGAAAGGAGCCUGGCAAAACUCAAGCUCGAAGCUGAAGCGGUCAAGAAGGCGCUCAGCCAGAGCAACAGUGCCACCUUCAGCGUAGAAAGCCUUGCAGAUGGCGUCGAUUUCAGGUCUACAGUCAACAGAACGCGGUAUGAAAUUCUCGCUUUGAAGACAUUUGGACGGUUUACUAGACUGGUUGAGGAAGCGAUCAAGAAAGCCGGACUCGACGUACUGGACAUUGAUGAGGUCAUCAUGUCUGGCGGUACAUCGCAUACACCAAAGAUUGCGAAGAAUAUUGAAGCCCUUUUCCCGGAAUCAACGCAGGUUCUCGCACCGGCAACGACGCCCACGGCAUUAAAUCCUUCGGAGUUGUCAGCAAGAGGGGCUGCUCUGCAAGCUUCUCUAAUUCAGGAGUUCGAGAAAGAGGAUAUCGAUCAAUCCACGCAUGAAAUGGUUACCGUCACGCCUCACUUGACCGCUGCCAUCGGCUAUCAGGUGACAGGCCAGCCUGUAGAUUCGUUCACGUUGAUCAUUCCUCCGGACACGGCCGUUCCUGCUCGAAGAACGAAAGUCAUACUGGGUCUCGAAGGCGAUGUUCUGAUCCGAAUCAGUGAAGGCGAACGAGAAAUCACAGUCACGCACCGCGAGCCUCAAGCAAAGCCCGAAACCAAUGGAACGAAAGAGGACGAGGAUGACGACGACGAAGACGAAGAUGAGGAAGACGAGGCUGAAGAGAUACGCGAGAAGGUCUGGCGACCCAAGCGGCCUCUGGCAGAGCUGAUCUUCAGGGGCCUGAAGAAGGGAUCCAAAGUCGAAGUCACGGCCAAUGUCGAUGCGGAGCUGGCCCUGUCCAUCACCGCUCGGGAACUGGGUGGGAAGGGGGGCAUUCGCGGCGAGAUUAAGGCAUCUGAGACAGCGCAGCAGAACGGAAGCGCUUGA